Molecule: messenger RNA, 954 nt
Organism: Botrytis byssoidea
Lineage: Eukaryota; Fungi; Ascomycota; Leotiomycetes; Helotiales; Sclerotiniaceae
Exons: 1
Coding region: 1-954 (317 amino acids)
Source: RefSeq, a predicted model, not a curated record
AUGCUCGCCCUCACAGGAACCACCGGCAAAAUAGGCAAAGCAGUCCUCAACGCCAUCCUCUCUCGCUCCCUCAUCUCCCCCUCCGAACUCAUCAUCUGCACCUCUUCAGACCCCUCGGACGCCAAAUUCGACACCCUCAAAUCGCAAGGUAUCCAAGUCCGAAAAUCAGACUACAAUGAUCCAUCUACCAUGAAGAGCGCUUUCGCUGGCGCCGACAAACUUCUCUUGAUAUCCACUCCUCAAAAUGAUCUCGAUUACAACAAUGCUCCUCACGGCCAAGGACGCGAAAAACACCAUUUUGCCGCUAUAGAUGCGGCGCGAGAAGCUGGUGUAAAACAUAUUGUUUAUGCGUCAUUAGCGUUCGGAUUGGAGAGUAAGACGGGUGUUAUGCGUGCGCAUUUGAGAACUGAAGCGUAUCUGAAAACAUUGACAGAUAUCAAGUGGACGAUUGUGCGAGAGGGACUUUACCAGGAAUCCUGGCCGCUGUAUGCAGGUUUCUACGACACGGUUGCGGAUCCCAGGGAAGAAUUGGUGGUUGCGGGGGAUGGACCAUUGAGCAUGAUCAGUUUGGAGGAUCUGGGAACUGCGAAUGCGUUGGUGUUGGCGGAUAAAUCGGGGAGGUAUGAAGGACAAUUCUUUUACUUGAGUCCGAGGAAAAUAGUGUCUUUGACUGAGGUUUUGAAGACGGUAUCGCAGAUUAAGGGGAAGGAAAUUAAAUUGAAGAUUGUGUCGGAUCAGGAAUAUAUCGAUUAUUAUGCGGAGAAGGGAUUUCCCAAAGCGAUGUUGGAGUGGUGGGUUAGCAGUUAUACUGCGCUUAGUGAGGGAGAGUGCGAGAUUAAGGAUGGAAAGUCCGAUGAGUUGUUGGCGAGUGUGGGUGUGAAUCCUAAGGAGAUGGAAGAGACGGUCAGGGAGAUGAUGGCGGGAGGCUUGAGAGGUCAUGAUAAGUUGACUUGA